Molecule: messenger RNA, 3299 nt
Organism: Ooceraea biroi (clonal raider ant)
Lineage: Eukaryota; Metazoa; Arthropoda; Insecta; Hymenoptera; Formicidae
Product: suppressor of Hairy wing
Biological process (GO): regulation of transcription by RNA polymerase II
Cellular component (GO): nucleoplasm
Molecular function (GO): DNA-binding transcription repressor activity, RNA polymerase II-specific; RNA polymerase II cis-regulatory region sequence-specific DNA binding
Source: RefSeq, a predicted model, not a curated record
AUUUUAGUCCUUCUCAGGAACGAGCGAGACGGCAAUAACAACGACGGCUUAGUGGUCUUACGAACAGGUAGAGAGGACGCGUGCGUGUGGAAGAGAGAAAGAAAAGGAUCGCGGACGCGUGGAAGGCGACGCGCCCCUUGACGUAGGCCAUUUUGCGCGGCGUCGAGUCUGAUGAGAGGGCCCGUCUCUUCAGGGGCAGCUGUAAGCACGCUUUCUCGCGUUGCGUAUGUACGUGUUUACGCAUCUCGAUUCGCACGAAGCUCAUCCGCCGAUCCGACUUUGAGCGCUCGGCGGCGACGAGGUCUCCCUCGAGAGGAACACCGCGGGAUCUCGUAACCUUCACACGGGAGCGACGAGCGAGGUGACGAGGAGCGAACGGGAUCGGAGGGUGCGCGAAAGUCGACUCGCGUCUCCGUCCUCCGAAGGAAUCUCCGUCGGCGGACGAGGAGAAUCGCCGACCUGGGCCACAGCGGUCACGAAGACACGUACGCGACGCAAUGGGUGAAGCUAUGGAGAAGAUAGAGAUUCUGAGAAUACAAGAUUGCGACGAGGCUAUACUGAUUGAGGAUGCAACCACUGAGAUUUUAUUUGAUACAUCCAACUCGGAUUCAGCAGAGCAUAUUAUAGUGACCGAUGAAUUGGAUGUUGAGAAGUUGAAAGUUGUCACGGACAGUGAUCAGUUCAUUUCAGUCAUAACUGAUUACGAGUGUGUGACGUGUCACCGCAUCUUCCAGUCUGAAGAUAGGCUGAAAGAGCACCUGGACAUAUGCAGGGAGGAGGAUGACGUCACCAAUAUCAUAGACUUUGAAACAGUGAACUACGACUCCGACGAGGAUGACGUGGAUGAUCCUCUUGAGUACGCCGAAGAUUCAGACACCAACAGCCAGAAGAACAACAAUGAGAAGCCCGUGAUCAAGCCCGUGCCGGACACGCAGUGUCACUGCUGCGCGGAGGACCUGAAGACGGCGCACAGUGGCGGCGACUUCAAGUGCCCCAACUGUGAUCUCAGUUUCAGGAAGAAGGCGUCUCUGGAACGGCACGUGGUGGUCAUACACUGGAAGUGCGACUCGUGCACGUGCGACGAGUGCGGCUCCUCUUUCCGCGACAAGAAGGCGCUGAACAAGCACCGCUACACGACGCACGGGGAUCGCAAAAUUUACAAGUGCGAGCCCUGCGAUACGUAUUUCUCGCGCAGUUACCACUUAAAUCGCCACAUAACGCAGUCCGGCUGCCACGGCAACAUACGCAAUUCAUUUAAUUGCCAGGUCUGCAAGAAAGUUUUCACGCGGAAGGACAACCUGCGGGAGCACCUGCGCACUCACGCGGGAACGCCUCAGCGGCAGAAGAAGCCUUGCCAGUUCUGUCCAAAGCAGUUCUACACGAGCCAGCAGUUACUGGUGCACGAGCGCAUGCACACGGGAGAGAGACCGGUCCAGUGCGAUCUGUGCCCGAAAACGUUUCUGUCAGCGCUCGCGCUGAAGAAGCACCGCCGCGUGCACACCGGCGAGAAACCGUUCGAGUGUAAAUACUGCCAGAGGAAGUUCGCCGCGCGCGAGACGCUGAAUCGUCACCAGCGGACCCAUACCGGCGAGAAGCCGCACGUGUGUCAGUAUUGCGGUAAAUCAUUCAUACAGGCGUCCCAAUUGAGAGCGCACGUGUUCCAUCACACCGGCGAGAACGGCUUUGAUUGCGACGUGUGCGGCAAGGCGUUCAACCGGAAAGCACGCCUGAACAUCCACAAGAAAUUCGUGCACGAGGGAGCGAUCCCGUUUACGUGCGAGAUAUGCGACAAGGGCUUCACGCGGAGAGAGGAUUUGGUGAAACACACGCUGCUGCACACUGGAGUCAAACCGUUCAAAUGUGACAAGUGCCCGAAGGCAUUCUCGGCAAAGUCGUCACUGCAGGCUCACCUCAAUACGCAUCGACGCGAGCCGCCGCAAUCGUGCGUCGAGUGCAACAGGGUGUUCAUCCGGCAGGAUUGCCUGAUGCGGCACAUUCGAGCGAAGCAUCGGGAUCUGCUGCAGGACGUGAUGAACGAGGUUGAGAAGAAGCACCUGCAGACGCAGAUGCAGAACAUAGCGUCGAUCGCCGCGGCGAAAAUCAAAACCGGAGAAUCCCGGCGGCUCAGCACCGACGAGCUGUUGAAGUCCAUCAUAGACCUCCUGAAGAUGCUCAUCGACGAGGAGACGUUGCAGCUGUUCGGUUGGCCCGAGGCUCCGAUACAAGACGUUCUGGAGGCGGUGAUUCGAAGAUGCGGCCACGAGCCCGUGACGUCGGAGGUCUGCACGCUGUUCACCGAGAGGCUACGACAGAACGUCAAGCUUCUGUUUCUCGCCGUAAUCGGGGACGACAAAGUGAAGUCCCUCCUGACGACGAAGACAGUGGAUCACGUCAUCCUUCACGUCUUAGAAGCGUCUAAAGAGUAACAAUGGACAAUUAAUUGUGCGCGGAAAAUCUUAUUAAUCUUAGUAACACACGGUGUGUUGUUUUGCACUUGAUUGUUCCAAGGUUUUACAGGACGCACAGGACAAAGAGAAGGGAAAGCGGAAGAACCGGACGCCGUUUCGUUAAAUGAAUUUUUUUUCGUGCAAGCUAGCGAAAGAUGAAAAAGUAGGGAAAGACUUUUAUGAAUCAUAGUUGACGGGAGGUAGGAUUGUAUUCGGUGCAUGCCUUGUUGAUCAUUGUAUUUCUGACACACAUACACAUACUCUUUUCAUUUUAUAUUUUUAAAAAGAUUUACACAUAUAACAUUUAUCACAAUUGGUAAUAUUAUUAUUUUCGACUAUUUAGAAUAUUAAAUUUUUUCUAUCCUAUUUUUUUAGUUAUUUCUAAUUGUGACGUUUAGAUGCUCUCUUGCGAGACAUUUAUACAUAAGUGAUUAUAAAGUAAUGUAAUAUAUUAUGAUAUAGAGAUAUAGCAUGUAUAUGUAUAUAAUUAUAAUGAUAUAUUGUCGAGCAGUUAUGUACAUAAUUAUAUAAUUAGGGAGGGAGAGCGAUUUACGAUUGCAUUUUUGUUCUUCAUUCGUGACACAGAAGCGCGAGAUUGCGCUGACGAAAAAUAAUUCCGUGCAAAGCAAGACAUUUAUACUAAAGAAAUAUAAUUGUUUAUAGAGACAUUUACAAACGAUUAUGUGUUUAUAUGAGGAUGGGUAAUAGAAAUGUCCAUAUAUACAAUACAUACAUGUAUUCAUGCACUUAUGUGUGGCGAACAUGCGCGGCAUUUUAGAGAUACAAAUACACCAUUAUUACAUGUAUCGUAAGAAGAAAUAUAUUUUGACAAGUGUUAUAAAAUCCUGAAAA